UGAGCACUACUAACAACAUUUUACGCCACCACAUACACAAAUUCUGCGGCUGAAUUUGCGAAAAAAAUUGCAGAUUGCUGAUUGCAGGACGCAUGGAGAACGGUGUGGAAAACGGUGCCUUGGCCGAGGGCGAGCCGGUGGACGAGGUGGGCGAGAACCAGGUGGUGAGCAGCUCCGACGGCGAGGGUGAUGGCGAUGUCGAUGGCGAUGUUGAGGAGGAGGGGCAGGUGCUACAGCAGCAGCAGCAGCAGCCGCCGCCGACGUCGCCGCCGCCGCCGCAAAUAACAAACGAUUGCGAGCGGGAGUUGGAGGGGGAGCGUGAACUAUCCGCGUUGGAUGCAACUAAUACCAACAACUCGGACUCCGGACCACCGCCCCUGGAUAGGACGACAGCACCCGUCGCCGCCAUGCUGGAGGAUAACCUGUGCGACAAAGAUGUGGACAGCGAUGUUGGCGACGACGACAACGACGAUGAGGCCAAGGAGAACUACGAGGGCUUCAAUGGCACGGGACGCACGGUAACCUUGCAAACGCUGAUGGCCGCCAAUGUCCUGCAGCCGGGCCAGGGCUUGAUGACAAUCGAAUACCUGGGCCAGAAGUUUGUCGGAGACCUGCUUUCCGACGGCAAGAUCAAAUCCCAUGAGACUGAGACUAUUUUCCUGACGCCCAGCGCCUGGGCUAUGCACUGCAAGCGAAUCAUCAAUCCGGAGAAGAAGAGCGGCUGCGGCUGGGCCUCGGUCAAGUACAAGGGCAAAAAGCUGGACGCAUACAAGAACACGUAUCUGCGGAAGUGUGCCCUCCAAAAGGAGGCGCCGCUCGAUGACUGUGACCUGGAUGCCGAACGCAAGUCAGAGUCCCCGGAAAUUGUGGUUAAAAGAACAGUCUUCGCACACAAUACCGUGGCCAAUCGCAAUAUAGUUCACGACGCCAACAUGCUCAUUGAGUCCGUGCCCUUCUCGUCGGUGGGCAAACUGCAGCCCUUCCUCAUCACAAUCAACUCCUCUGCCCUCCUGCUGGCAGACUUCCACUGUCAUUUGACGGUGCGCGAGGUGUGCGGGUAUCUGGGCGGAACCUGGGACAUGAACACGCACACAUUAUCCAUUACAAAGACAUAUCCUUGCCGGAGCACACGCUUCGAUCGCCAGAGAGCCGGCGAAGUGGAACGGGACAUACAGAAGAUGAUGAUUCAGGAUCAGCUGCUGUUGGUGGGUUGGUAUCACUCGCAUCCCAAGUUCCAGGCGGAACCGACACUGCGCGACUGCGACUCCCAGCUGGACUAUCAGAUACGGAUGCGUGGAGCCAGCGAUCUCACCUACACGCCGUGUGUUUCCCUGAUUAUAUCUCCCUACUACGAUGAGAAUCCCACUCUCGAAUCGGUGGUCAAGUGCAUUUGGAUCGUGCCGCCCAAUGAGAACCGGCAAUCCAUGGAGUACGGGCGGCCCAUGCUGAUGCAAUACUCGGUACUGCCCGACAAGGAGAUACCCGAGGAGGUGCGCUCCGAGAUCCAGCUGUGCGUGGACUACUACACCCAGUACCGAAGCGAGGUGGUCAAGUUCCGGCACAUUUACAACAACGACGUCACCUACAACGAGAAGUUGAAGAACACGCUGUACCCGAAGUUCCCCACCAAGCAGAGCGACAAGGCGCUGUGGAACUGGAUCUGCGCGGUCCUCGACUGCGAGCAGGAGGAUGACUUCAUACCGCCCAAGACCAUCAAGAUCAUUGACAAUGACGAGCUGGAAGUGAAGGAGGAGGAUAAGGCUGUUGUUCUCAUGGACAUUGGAAGUGACAUAAAGGUGACGGCACCCAAGGAGGAGCUAUUCAGCGACUCUGUCAACGCCAUGGAGGAGAGUGCACGCAAAGCGGAGGAAGAGUCCACUGCUCAGGCCGAGCAGAAGGCCAGCGAGCUGAAGGUGAUGUCGCUGCAGGAGCAGCUGUGCAUGCCCUCCGGCUUAAAUAUGAACCCGGUGCGAAUGCUUUCGCCACUUGCCACCCCGAAUCCCACGAGUCAUCCGUCGGUGCUGCCCAAUCUGGUGGCCCCAACAUUGCCACCGGCUGCCGCCAGCCAGCAACAGCUGCUCCCCCCACAACUGCCCUCAACGGCUGCCGCACCACCAGCCAUCCCACCAGUUUCAACGACUCCGGCGUUGUCGUCUGCCUUGAGCGCCUCGCCACGCGACAGUCCGAUAACCAUUCAGUCGAACUCCGCCAGCCCGGCCAAGUUUGAGGUUCCUGUGAGGGCGUCCCCAUCGCCGGCCAAGUCGGACACCUCGUCGCACGCCUCAACCUCGCGUACUCGGAACUCGCCAGCGCCCAGUCCCGGCAAGUUCAGCGUGAGCGACAUUGCCCGAAACAGUCCCAGCAUAACGCCCAACAAGUACGAAGCGGCUGCGGCUGCCUUGGUGCCUCCAGCAGCUGCCUGUCUGCCCACGGCCAAUGAUCUAAUGGCCGCCAGCUUGGCCCAGCUGGCGGGACAGCUGCCGCCCAACUUCCUGCAGGCAGAUCUGGCGGCGCUCUUCCAGCAGCAGCGCAAGGAUUACGGUAGCUCUUCGCUUAACCAGCUGGCCGCAGCGGCGGCUAAGGUGGGUGGCUCCAAGCAAGGCAAUGCCACAGCUUCCGCCGGCUUAAGUGAUCCGAAUGUGGCAGCCGCCGUGGCGGCCUACUCGAAUAGCUUCAACAUGCCGAUGCCCACAGGAGGAGGAGGAGGAGCUGGUGGCGGUGGCAAUAGUAAUGCACACAACAACAGCAAGUCCAAGUCGGAGCGAUCAUCAAAGUCCUCGUCGUCGUCAUCCUCUUCGAACUCAAGCUCCACCUCCAAUUCGUACAAGACGAAACUUAUGAAGGAGCUGGACGAGCUGAAGAACGAUCCGCUAAAGAUGAGCGAGCUCAUCCGAUCGCCAGAGUAUGCAGCUCUGCUCCUCCAGCAAGCGGAAGCACUGGGCGCCACCACCCUGGGCACCCUGGGCUUUGGCUCCGACUAUAGUUAUUUGACAGGAGCUGGACUGGGAGUACCCACCGCCAACACCCUGACUGGCGGGCAACCAUCGAACUCUUCCUCUGGCAAGUCAUCGAAAUCCUCGCCGGCAGCUGCAGCAGCAGCUGCCCUCAGUGCGGACUACAACAACUUGAUCCAGGCCUCCAAGCUGCUCGGCUACGACUCCUACAUGCAGCAGAGCAAGCAGAGUAACGACCUUAACGCGUUCCUGCAGCAGCAGAUGGCAGCCGUGGCAGCUGCCUCGAUUCCGCCGCCUCCACAGGCCACGUCAAGUAGCAGUUCCAAUAGCAGUUCAUCCAAGAAACAGCAGCAGCAACAGUUGCAGCAACAGCAUCAGCAGCAGCAGCAACAGCAGCAGCAGGCCGCUGCUCAGGCGGACUACACGGCCUUGUUGCAGACUUACACCAAGUUGUUUGAUCCCAACAACCAAUUCGCUGCAGCGAUGGCGUCCAACAAGCACAUGGCAGGAGCCCACAAUGAACUCUCCGCACUGCUCUCCUCGGGAGUGGGCAUGUCAGGUGGUGGAGGAGGCGGUGGCGGUUCGAAGCAGAAGCAAAAGCAGAACCAGAACGACAUUCAGAGCGACAUGCUGAACCAGCUGCUGCAGCUGGAGAAGCAGGACUCGGAGAUCAAGGCGCUACUGUAUCGCCAGAAUAAGGCUGCUGCUGAUCUGGACGCCCUGUUUGCCACUCCCUCUGGGGCUGUGGUGGGGGCCGGGCCCUCGGGGAAUGCCCUAAAGGCAGGCGGCUCUUCAAGCGCAGCAGGAGCCAGUGGUCUCUCAUCGCCGUCAUCCCUCUCCAAUCCAGCCGCCUACUACAAUGCGUUGGCGCAGGAGAAGAUGCAGGAUUACGCUGCCUUCUUCCAGCAGCAGCAUGGCAAAUACGGUAUUCCCGAUCCGCUCUCGAAGACCACACUGGCGGCCAAUAACAUGUUCAUGACGCCAUCGGCCUUGUUCAAGAUCCAGCAGGAGUCUUUGUCAGCCAUGAUGAUGAAGCCCCCUAAAUCCACGACGCCCUCUUCGGCGCGAACCCGGGAGUCCUCGGCCUCGCCAGCUUUAGAACGGUUGACGCCCACAAAGUCUGCAAACAGUGGAGGAGGUGGAGGCGGCGGCGGCAAUAGCGGCAGCAACUCCAACUCUGCCGGAAAGUACAACUUUAGUGCCGUAGAUCUGGCCAUUUCCAGUGUGCCCUCGAAUACGCCCUCGCCGGCGCCAUCCGAUGGCAGCAGCAGCUCCUCGCAUCGAAGGCCCUCGCCGGAUCUGAGCCGUCUCUACGGGGAGCUAGCUCCACCGGGAGCACUUGGAUUGCCCAAGAAGCGCAUGGAAUUCGCAUCGGUGGCAGAUCUGGCUGCUCCGCCGCCGGCAAAGAUGCCCAAGAACAGCAUGGGCGAUGACAUCCUGAACUUGUCGCACGACUAGAAUUUCCGGAACGGAAAGAUGGCAAACGCACAUAUUUGCCAGAGGGCAUUUAAAGUCGCAGUAUUUUCCCAGAAGCAUCUAUUUCCAUGCGUAAUGCAAAAAAGUGUAGCAUCUCCAUUAACGUACCAGUGUCCGUCAUUUUAAUCGCCCAAUCAGUAUAUAUUUCGGGACAAAUAUUUUAUAAUAUCUUUCCAUUUUCCUAUUUUAAGUUUACAUAUUUUUUGCCAAGUGUAAAGUUCAUCAACGAUCGGAGUUAUGAUCGAACACACAUGUACUUUAUUUUCAUAUAUUUUUUACAAAACAGAGAGACAGUUUAGAUAUGCCGUGCAUAUAUACACACUCAUCAUGAUCCGUAAGGAAUUCUCCUUCCUACGAGUGAAUCUCCGCUUUUACUCACCCUACUCACGAGCGCUGUAUGUCCUUAAAUGUUUAAUUUAAUGUAAACUCGUACUAAUUUAGGUUUAAUUACCGCAUAAAAAGUACUUUAAGUAUUUUAAUAUACAGACAGAGCACACACAUCAACUGUAUUGUAUUGUAUUGCCUACACCACAUUAACUGUAACUUUGAAUCUUUGCCGCAAUAAAUUACACAACUAGUUACUUAGUUUA
This is a messenger RNA of Drosophila kikkawai, 5020 nucleotides long. Its product is annotated as MPN domain-containing protein CG4751. The record is from RefSeq and is a predicted model, not a curated record. Gene Ontology annotation, molecular function: protein binding; metallopeptidase activity. NCBI's taxonomy places the organism in Eukaryota, Metazoa, Arthropoda, Insecta, Diptera, Drosophilidae.